Messenger RNA from Prunus armeniaca (apricot), 1011 nucleotides. NCBI's taxonomy places the organism in Eukaryota, Viridiplantae, Streptophyta, Magnoliopsida, Rosales, Rosaceae. The record is from the annotation of a GenBank genome assembly.
AUGAGGAAGCCAGAGCCCUCAGCAGCAGCGGCAAAGAACAACAACAAUAAUUCCAACAACACCAGUAAGCUGAGAAAGGGUUUGUGGUCACCAGAAGAGGAUGACAAGCUGAUGAGCUACAUGAUCAACAAUGGCCAAGGCUGCUGGAGCGAUGUGGCCAGAAAUGCUGGCCUGCAGAGGUGUGGCAAGAGUUGCAGGCUGCGUUGGAUCAACUACCUGAGGCCUGACCUGAAACGAGGCGCCUUUUCCCCCCAAGAAGAAGAACUCAUCAUCCAUUUACAUUCUCUCCUUGGAAACAGGUGGUCACAAAUUGCAGCACGCUUGCCAGGGAGAACUGACAAUGAAAUAAAGAAUUUCUGGAAUUCAACAAUAAAGAAAAGGCUAAAGAAUUUGUCAUCCUCUAAUGCCUCACCGAACACAAGCGAUUCAUCCUCGGAGCCUAAAGAUCAUCAUGCUAUGCUGGCAGGAGGGUUCAUUCCUGGCCAAGAACAUGGCAUGAUGCCUCUUUACAUGGAUUCAUCACCGUCGUUGAUGCAGUCUACGGUCCUCAACCACAUGUUCGAUCCGUUGCCUAUGCUCGAUCAUGCCAGCCUAACCUUGCCCGGCGGUGCAGGUGGAUACUACAAUGCCACCCCAUGCACCACACAAAUCAAUGGAGUUGGAGGUGAUUGCUGUUUUGGAGACAAUGGAGUGUUUGGGGUUGGUGGGGGUGUUGACAUUGGGGUAGAAGGAGAGAUAUUUGUUCCUGCCCUAGAGUGUGUGAGCACUGAAGAUCAAAAUCUUAAAACUGAACCCAUCUAUGAUCAUAGGAACACCACUAAUAGCAAUUACUACAAUAAUAUAAAUAGUAUUACCAACACUAAUUACAAUAAUAAUAUUAAAGUUGAGAAUAUUGGGGUGGGAAAUUACUAUGAUGACCAGGAAGAGCUAACAAUGGGGGAGUGGGACUUGGAGGAUCUGAUGAAGGAUGUUUCUUCUGCCUCCUUUCCUUUUCUUGACCAUCAAAGUUGA